AAAGUUUGUAAUGAAAGGACUCAACGUAUUGCAUUUCUUAGGCUGUUGCUGACAAAAACAACCUCUUCUCUCUUUCUCUCUUCCUCUCUUUCUCUCUUUCUCGACCACUUCUCCGUCUCCUCUAACCGUUCCUGCAGAUUCCCCAUCUUCUUCUUCAACCUACUCGCGGCAGCUUCCUCCGGCUCGUCUAACAAACCACUUCCGAUCUUCUCUUCACCAACUAUGCCCUAAAACUCCACCAACUAUCCACUAUGUUUCUAACCUUCCGGAUCUGAAUCAGACCCUAAAUCUGAAACUGGCUUCUCUCUCUGUAUUCUGAGAGAGAGAGAGAGAGAGAGAACAAUGGCUGCUAUGAUCAUCCAUGUUUUCUCAUCCUCGGCGCUCCUCUCCCUUGGCCUUUACCACAUCGUCUCCGUUACCCUCAAUUUCCUUAAAUCCCCUCAGUCCUAUUCCUCCAGGCCCUACCAUCCUUUCCCGCCGUCUUCCUCGCAUCAGCUUCAUCAUCCUCAUCAUCAACAUCACCAUCACUACGGCCUCCGUUACCUGCAACUUUAUCUCUCAAUCCCAUGCCUCAUUAUCGCCUUUGCCCAUCAAGCCAUUGUCGCCGCCGACCCUGACCCUCUUCUCAAGGGUAGCACCCCUGUUCACCAUUUCAUUUCUCUUCAAUCAGCCGCCGUCAUCUUCCUCUUUCUCAUUCUAACGCUCGCCAUUCUCCUCUCCGACUCCACCUCUCUUCUCCCUCUCCCUUCCGAUCUCUUCUUUGCCCUAGCCUCCGCUCUUUUCUUCUUGCAAUACUCUGUUUCUUCCUCAGCUGCUUCUGUUCAGACCUCCGAUCUUCAAGCCAAAUGUGAUUCUGUCUCCGGUAAAAUCUCCGCCCUGGCCUCCUUCCUCUGCCUGGCUCUUGCUUGUUUGCCCAGGCUUUUCGUCGCCGAUGUGGGUUUGGGGGCGACGUUCUUCCUCCAGGGUCUUUGGGUGCUGCAGACGGGGCUUUCGCUCUAUGUCGAAGCCUUCAUUCCUGAAGGGUGUCACAGGUUGCUGGAUGUGGUGAGUGGCGUGGAGGGAUCCACCAAGUGCGAUUUGGAGGAAUCCCGGCUCAGGGCUGUUGCCAUUUUGGAUCUGGCUUUUCUGAUUCAUGUUAUGUUUGUUCUGCUCAUUGUAAUUGUCAUUUAUGCUGUCAUUGCCAAGACUGUUGGCGUUCGGAGAGUUGGGUCUUAUGAAGCUUUACCAGCUGCUGCUAUUGGUGGGGACAACAAUCAUAUACAGAUGAAAGCAUUGACGGGCACUCAAGCUUAAUCUCUUUAUUUGAUAUUCAGGUACUCCUACGUAGACAGAGUAGCUAUCUUGAUUUGACUGGUUUCAGCGCUUCAAUUCCUCCUUGAAUAUACCAAACGUGCUGUGGGCCUUCAUACUUGAUUAUAUCAGAGUGCAAGAUUUUGUCCUUACUUUACUGCUGUUUGAAAUGUAUGCUUUCUGUGGGGAUAUCAUUGCUUUAUUUGAAUCUGAUCCCUAUUGGUAGCCCUUCACUUGAAUGUGAUACGGGAAUCACAGCAUAUGCACUGUAAAAAGGGAUAAUACUUGAAAUUUGAAAGAUUAUCUCUCUCUUUCUUGAGUUUGCACUUAUGUUUUCUUGUUGAAUUACUUUGACUACUA
Molecule: messenger RNA, 1650 nt
Organism: Cucumis sativus (cucumber)
Lineage: Eukaryota; Viridiplantae; Streptophyta; Magnoliopsida; Cucurbitales; Cucurbitaceae
Exons: 2
Coding region: 343-1293 (316 amino acids)
Source: RefSeq, a predicted model, not a curated record